Molecule: messenger RNA, 1992 nt
Organism: Daphnia pulex (common water flea)
Lineage: Eukaryota; Metazoa; Arthropoda; Branchiopoda; Diplostraca; Daphniidae
Gene: Seipin
Product: seipin-like
Exons: 7
Coding region: 454-1671 (405 amino acids)
Biological process (GO): lipid droplet organization; lipid storage
Cellular component (GO): endoplasmic reticulum membrane
Source: RefSeq, a predicted model, not a curated record
AAAAUUCAAGGACCCCCAUCUCAGACGAUUACUGUCUCUUGUGUCUGUCUAGCUCAUUACGAACGCACCGCUUGUUUUCUCUUCCUUUAGCUCCUCCCUUCCCAAAUGUUGUUGUUGGGUGGGUUGCCGCUGUAUGUAGCAGUAUUCAGUUAGUCAGUUUUAUAAUUUAAUCGCCUCGUUACAAAUCUUUCUCUCUAAUUGUCACUUGAGCGUGACGACCACGCAACGCUCAAGAUAAACAUAUUUUUUCUUUAAUCUGUCAUUUCUGUCGAUUGUUCUGCAUUAGUAUAUUUGUAGUACGAAUACGUCAAUACCCCAAGUCUCAAGAGGCCUGGGUCAGGCCAAAGAUUGUCUAAACAAAGAUAGUUGUUGCCAUUAGACAGAUUUCAGUCUGAAAGUAGAGUUCAAAAUCUGCAGUCACUAAUUCCAGUGCUCUGCUAAAAUUCAAGUGCCAUGGCUAACAGCUUAAUGAGUGAUGUGAUUGAUGGUUACCGAAAGCAAGUGCUUCUUGCUGCCUUUUCCUUCAAAGACUGGGUUUACAGAGUUUUUGCAUUCCUACUUACAACAUCCUUCAUUUUGUGGCUUUCUGUAUUCAUUUAUGUUACAUUCUACUAUUCAUAUGUUCCAGCUAUUUCCCACAUCAGACCUGUUCAUCUAGAAUUCAAGUCCUGCCAAGAAUCAUUAGGGGUGUGCUCAAAUCCUACUGCAAAUGUAACACUAACACAUCAAAGGCAGUUGCUACAGAGCAAUCAACCUUACAACAUAAUUGUAGAUCUUGAAUUGCCAGAGUCUGAGGCCAACAAGCAACUUGGCAUGUUUAUGGUGCAGGUCACAUUGACUGGCAGGAAUGGCAAAUUUAUAGCAACAUCAAAAAGAAGUGCUAUGCUUCGUUACAAGUCAUGGAUUCUUCAUUUCCUUGGCACUGUCAUGUUUUCCCCAGCCAUGUUACUUGGACCUAUAAUGGAAGAGAAACAAACACUGAAAGUGGAAAUGUUCUCUGAAUUUUUGGAAGCCCCAGACAAUCCAGUAACCAAUGUCAAUGUAGAAAUAGAAAGUCGCUGGGUGCAGCUGUAUUCUGCCAAACUACGAAUUCAAGCUGAAUUUGUAGGAUUGCGUUAUUUCAUGUUCUAUUGGCCUACUAUUUCUGCCACCAUCGGUGUAUCUACUCAUGUCGUGUUACUUUCGUUUUUGGUUGGGUACAUUUGGUAUCGUCUUUUGAAUCCAAAUCAGGUUGUUGUGCGUGUUGGCAUGAAUCGUGCAACUUCAUCGGCCAUGUUAGGAGCUGUUGCUAGUCAGCCUACCAUUGCUACUGUCGAACCUCAGCAGCCUGAAGAUGCCCAAAGCAAAACUUUGGAGCAGCGUAGGAUGGAAGCCAGAGAAAUAUUGAUGAAAGAAAAAAAACGGCAGCUGACAUCGCCUGGCGUAUUUACAGAACGUGCUCGCAGCCGUUCUUUCAGCACCGUGCCAGCCAUGACUAGAAGUCCAUCGUACGGUGGCCCUCUUCGCAUUGAGGAACUGACUCCCGCUCCAACGCCUCCUCCAGUGGAAGAGAAAGAAGAUUUUUCAAACGAAGGGCUAGUUAUGAAUGCGGAUACAUCGCCGGAAUUACGUCGUAGAAUAGUAACGGCCACGGCAGCCAAAGAGGCCAAGAUAGACGAUCCUUGCUUGUGAAAAGCACCACUCAAGUCUCCAACGGUAUACACUUAAAAUAAAUUCAAUUUUCGACUUGUUCAGAAAGUUAGAAAAAAUAUCGGGUUUUGCUAUGUCACAGUUUAUAGUUUAAAAAAUGUCAAAUCACUUCAAACUGUUUCUUUCCCCCACCAGAUGAGUUUCUCAUGUAACUACUCAUCUGUCAUCUCCACUAUUGUCUCGACUAGUCGUGAACACACGUCGCAUGGUGUACUAAAAUUGACCAAGCUUGCAUCGAGUCUCUGUAAGAGAUUGAAUCACUUUUUCGAAACUAGGUGAAAUAUAUUUGUGUAUUGCCUGUGA